Messenger RNA from Sphaeroforma arctica JP610, 1077 nucleotides. RefSeq lists its product as hypothetical. Lineage: Eukaryota; Ichthyosporea; Ichthyophonida. Gene Ontology annotation, molecular function: glycosyltransferase activity. Bases 1 to 1077 code for a protein of 358 amino acids. Gene Ontology annotation, cellular component: cytoplasm. The record is from RefSeq and is a predicted model, not a curated record. The transcript has 6 exons.
AUGUCAGACGAAGCCUUUGUAACACUAGUCGCCAGCGACAACUAUGUCCUGGGUGGCCUGACCCUAGCGUACUCGCUGAGGGAGACCAACACACAGCGCAAACUAGUGUGCCUAGUCACCCACAAGGUGUCGCAGACCAUUAGAGACCGCCUGGCAGCCGCCUUUGACGAGGUUGUAGCCGUGUCCGAGCUCAACAGUAACGAUUCCGUUAACCUGGAUCUGCUGUGCCGUCCUGAGCUCGGCAUCACCUUCACCAAACUGUUCAUCUGGAAGUUGACUCAGUACAAGAAGACUGUCUUCCUGGACGCCGACACACUUGUAUUGAAGAACGUCGACGAGCUUUUCGACCGCGAGGAGUUCAGUGCGGCGCCCGAUGUCGGAUGGCCCGAUUGCUUUAACUCAGGAGUGUUUGUGUGUGUACCGAACCUAGACACAUUCCACGAGCUCGUGGAGUUGUCUGAGAACACAGGUAGUUUCGAUGGGGGUGACCAGGGUCUGCUUAACGAGUAUUUCUGCGACUGGAGCACCAAGGAUAUCCACAAGCACUUGCCGUUUGUAUUUAACCUGAACGCCAACGCUACGUACUUCUACGCCCCCGCUUACAAACGCUAUGGCAAGGACGCCAAGAUUGUGCACUUCAUCGGUGCGGCAAAGCCUUGGAUGCACGCACGUGACGCUAAUGGAGUGCUGCACGCAGACAAUGCUGAACACCUUGUGGAGCAUUUGGAUCUGUGGUGGGCCUGCCAUGACAGACAUGUUCAGGACAUCAACUUGCCCCAAUCCUUCUACCCCGAAGAAUACGUGCCGUCCGCAAGCGCUGGUCGCCAGCAGUUUAGUACACAGUGGUACGGAGGUGUGGCCAGUCACUCGUCAUCACACUCCACACAACCCCCAGCCAGUGGCUUCGCAGCCAUUGAGGCUAAGCUGAACGAGGCCAUGGGUGGCAAGAGGGAGUACAAGCAGGCGUCACCCACAACCGGAGCCCAGAAUUCCGGGGGUAAGGUACCCGCGGCUGGGCUAAGUGAGGAGCUCGAGUCCAAGGUGGUGCUCAAGAAGAAGCCCGAGGAGAGUGCAUGA